Messenger RNA from Myxocyprinus asiaticus (Chinese sucker), 1075 nucleotides. It is a transcript of the gene morn5, whose product is annotated as MORN repeat containing 5. The transcript has 5 exons. The coding region runs from base 25 to 675 and encodes 216 amino acids. The record is from RefSeq and is a predicted model, not a curated record. Lineage: Eukaryota; Metazoa; Chordata; Actinopteri; Cypriniformes; Catostomidae.
UAAAAAGUAUUUCUAUACAAAAAAAUGAGUAAUGUACACGAACGCCACUAUCUUAGAGGAUGUUUUUACAUUAAAUAUAGCUUCUCGGUUGUGUUUCCAUGGAAACAGCGUUAUGCUGUUGCUUCGAUGCUGAUCAACAUGGAGUUUAUGGGUAGCAGUUAUAAUGGAGACUACAAGAAUAUCAGGAUGGAGGGAAUGGGAGAGUACACAUUCCCCACUCAGACCAGAUAUGUCGGAGAGAUGAAAGACGGCAUGUUCCAUGGAAAAGGAGUGCUACACUUUCCCACUGGAAGCAAAUAUGAGGGAACUUGGGAGAAAGGAAUAUCCAAACAGGGAAAGUACACAUUUUCUGAUGGCCUAGAGUAUAGAGAGACUGACUGGGAUUACUGCGAUGGCAACGAUAGGCGGUUCUACUCUGAGAGGUGUAAUGGCUUGAAACCAGCAGGAGAAUCCCAGUUAACUGACCAAGACCCCCCACGGGUCAUCCCUGAUGGCUGCUAUGACAGCGGUGAUGGCUUUUAUGAUCCCAACACCAGAGUCAUCAAAGACUAUGAUGGCAAGUUUCUCAGGAACACAGAUGACCAAGAACAUGAGUGGAUUGUGCGUACCUGCAGGAAGAGCUGGGAUGAGUUCAUUGGCCACUAUCCAAGAACCAGCACACUAGAGGAGACGUGAGAAUACUGACACACAAAGAAAGCCAUUGCAAAUUGGUGUAAUAUGAAUUGCAUAUCUUUGUGACAUUCAUUCAUUUUUGAAAAUGUGUUGUGAAAAUAAAACUAAGAUCACAUUACAUUUUGAACUCAAAAAUGUUAAUAUAAAAAAUGUAAUAGGCUAUAGUUAAAAAUGAGGACACUAAGGUGAUUUUAUUUGGCUUGUUUCAAAGGGAGAGAAUGCAAAUAUCCCUACAGUGACAACCGUUAGAUUGAAACCCACAGACAUUAGACUUUAUAAAUGUAUUAUGGAUUUAUGGAACCUUAUGGAAAACUAAAACACAAGUACUGUAUGUCUUAAGUCACAUAAGCCUAUUCAUUUAUAAAGCAUUUUUAAAUUCUUAAUAAACUAAACUGUUUUAAUA